GAAGCCGGAGUGAAAUGUCAGUCCAAUCCUCCCAGGAGUUUGAAGAAUGUGCCGCGUGUUUCUAUUUAAGUAGCCAUGUUUAUCAAAGGGUUCUCAAAGAGUCAACACGAGCCUUUCUUCUGCCGGAGCAGAGAGUGUUUGGGAUGCUGGCUGGAGCUUCUCCUGCUUCUUUCUCGUCUUCUGUUUGUCUGGCCAAUAUCAAUAUUGACAGUGGGGGGACGUCCUGUGGCCCGGACCUGCAGCUUCCACAGCAGGCUGGUUUUCCGACAGUCCCUGCUUUGUGUUCCUACCCACUGCGCCUGCCGCCACACUACAGCGUCUCCAUAAGACUUAUUUCUGAGUUCCGCUGUUGAUGAAAAUGCUGUUGAGGGUCUGUCUCAUUGCAGCUCUACUAAUAUGCUAUAUCCUGUUAAGUUGUGCUUUAGAACAUGAAAAGAGGAAAGGUGAAGAAUUUCAAAGCCCUGACAAGGAUACUGACAGAAACAUCAAAGUGAAGAGAAAUUACACAACAGCAAAUGACAAGAGAGCCAAGGCUGGCACUCCAAGGAAGAUGGUCAAGAAGACGGGAAGCAAGAAACUUGCCGUGAGCACAAGAAGUGACAUCAGCUGCACCAGACUGGGAGGCAUCUGCCAGUCCAACCGAUACAUCUGCCAAGGCCGAUACUUAAAAGACAAGUGUUCGGGGCCCAAGACACGGCAGUGUUGUAUGCCAGUUGGAGCCUGGAGUAUCCUUUGUGCCGGUCACCACAACAACAGAGUGAGGGCGUGUGACGUGCAUGGCUGUGGAGCUUUCAACUCCAGAAGAGGUAAUGACCCACAUAAAGCAGUGGACCUGGUGUGUGAUGACUAUGGUAUUGUCAACACUCCAUUCUCAGGCUCUCUGGCGGGUCCAGUGAGUCGGAAAGACCCCGCUGGGAAUCAGUAUGAUGGGGUAAAACUUCUCAGUGAUGUGCACUGUGUGAAGAUCUUCAACAUCCGUCCUUAUCGUUACAUUGGGCCGGUAUCACAGGGAGAAGCCUUGGGUUAUCUGUUACCGCUGCAGGAACGCUUCUCUGGCAUCACAUCACACCUGGAGCUGCAAAUGUGUGACGGCACUGACCCUUCACCUUUCAUAUGAUCUCUAACCUCUCACCCCUUAUACGGCGUCUGAGUCUUGACCGUAUGACCUCUCCUCACUCAAAUUAACCUUGACCCUUCACUUUUAGUAUGACUUCUGACUUUCAUCUAAUAGCCUUAAAAUGAUUAUACAACCAAUGUUAGUUCUAACUUUCCUGUGGCCUGAAAAUGAACACUUUUUAUUCGAUAUUUAGCUCUGCCAGUUUUCAUAUAAGUCUGGUUGAUGAUACAACAGUCCCAAAGAUUCACCCUCAAUUGCAUUACAAAACUUUGGACUCUCUGAUGACAGAAUUUUAAAACUAAUGUCUCACAUUAUGGAAACUACUGCUCCCCCCCAAUGACAGUCAUUUAAGUACAUCAUUCUUACAAGCUCGUGAUGGCCAGCUUUUGUGUGACUGAUGAUCCCUUGUCUCAGUUCUUCCAUUUUUUAGCCCUUUUGUAUAUUUUUGUACUAUCAUUAUUAUCUUUUUUUUUCAUUGAAUGUCAUGUUCUUUUAUAAAGUUAAAUGGAAAAACUAAAUAUUUUUAACGCUUA
This is a messenger RNA of Dicentrarchus labrax (European seabass), 1650 nucleotides long. Its product is annotated as leukocyte cell-derived chemotaxin-2-like. Lineage: Eukaryota; Metazoa; Chordata; Actinopteri; Moronidae. The coding region runs from base 353 to 1117 and encodes 254 amino acids. The transcript is spliced from 7 exons. The record is from RefSeq and is a predicted model, not a curated record.